This is a messenger RNA of Bactrocera tryoni, 1281 nucleotides long. RefSeq lists its product as uncharacterized. The transcript has 4 exons. The coding region runs from base 1 to 1281 and encodes 426 amino acids. The record is from RefSeq and is a predicted model, not a curated record. Lineage: Eukaryota; Metazoa; Arthropoda; Insecta; Diptera; Tephritidae.
AUGUUUUCGCAUGAUCAAAACAUCGGUAGAUGGCUGCAAGAGUUGGACUCGGAGUCGGAGUUUGAAGGAAGUUGCAAUGAAUUACCAAAUGAAGACUGCAGUGACAUAAAAGACGCUCCUGUAGAUUAUGUAAUUAAUGGCGAAUGUCAGCCAGAAUCGGAAAUAGAACUAAAUGAGUCAGAACAAUCGCGUGAGAAAGAAAACGCGAUCGAGUAUUCGUCUUCUGACGACGAUAUACCACUGGCAAGAAUAAUGAUUCGUCCGCAAGAAGACAACUACAUCCUGAAAUGUCGCAAGCUUUUCAAUCAGUAUUUGGUUGACAUGGAUGCGAAGAUCGAGACAGAACGUCUCAACUUUAUUCGAUUCAACCAAGCGAAAUUGCGUUCUGAAGAGUACAUCCAUUUGAGAGAUGCCGUAAUGAAUCAUGCAAAUGUGAAUAGCAUUGAACGUCUAACAAUAUUGCCAGCCACAUACAUCGGCAGUCCGCGCCAUAUGCACGAGUAUGCGCAAGAUGCGAUGUCGUACGUGCGCCAUUACGGCAGACCGGAUUUGUUCAUAACGUUCACGUGCAAUCCGAAGUGGAAUGACAUCAAAUGCCAUUUGUUCCCCGGUCAAUCAACAACUGAUCGUCACGACUUAACAGCACAUGUAUUCAGGGAAAAGCAAAAAGCAAUGAUGGAUUUAAUUGUGAAACUUCGUGUUUUUGGAGAAGUUAGAUGCUUUCGAAAAAUACGACCAGAUCAGAUUGAUAAAGUUAUCCCAGCGGAAAUUCCAGAUGAAGAAAUCGACCCACAAUUGUUCGACGUUGUAACAAAAAACAGGAUCCACGGCCCUUGCGGCGCUAUUAAUCCAACGGCACCAUGCAUGAUUGACAAUAAGUGUUCAAAGCGCUAUCCUAGAGCUUUAGUUGAUGAUACAAUCACUGGAAAUGACGGAUAUCCAUUAUGUCGACGUCGAUCCGCUGAAGAUGGCGGUAAUUCAACGGUCAUAAAAGUUCGGAAUCAAGACGUUGAUGUUGAUAAUCGUUGGGUCGUGCCGUAUUCACCAUUGUUGUCAAAAAUUUUCGAGGCGCACAUCAAUGUAGAAUAUUGCAACUCUGUCAAAUCGAUCAAAUACAUCUGCAAAUACGUAAAUAAGGGAAGUGAUAUGGCAGUUUUCGGAGUGGCUGAUUAUCAGAGCAUCGAUGAAAUUCAGCAAUACCAAAUGGGCCGUUAUAUAAGCAGCAACGAAGCGUUCAUCUCGAAAAUGGUCAACGCGUUUAUUUCACCGGGCCAACACUAA